UUAUGUUUUUAUGCCACCACUUGAUCACAAAAAAUGUGGGUACCAAAACACUUUAGAACAUAAAUACUUUAUUGUAUUUACACAAAGUUCAAGUAUUGUGUUACUGUUUCUAUGUAAUAUGACAGCAGAAUCCAUUGCAAAAAACACUUAAUAGAUUAAAUGACUUGAUGUUAUUAUAUGACCUGCUUCUUGACCUGACCUUGCAAAAGGCCCAUGUGUAUUUUGGCAGGUGUUAGCAGGACACAACCCUGACGUGUCUCUUGAUAAGGAAUGUGUCUUUGCAUGAGCCACGUUGUCAGACAAGUUGUAAUUCAGAGCCAUGUCCGGACUCAAUGCCUCUCUCGGCUACUUCCUGGCCUGCGUGGUUUUCGGCGCCUCACUGCAUCCACUGCUUAAAAAAUGGCCACGCUUGGCUUUCCUGUUGGAGUUUUCGUCGUCAUUCAUGCUGGUGGCGUGCUGGCUAGAGGUGCAGACCAUUGUGGAGAUUGGUGAGUGGGCUGGGGGAUUGGGCCCUGACGUGACGGCGACUAUACUGUUUGUAGUGCUGCUUACUCACGGGAUCAUUAGCGAGGGCGCUUCGGGGAAUCCCAGCCUGAUCUUGAUGAGGUUCCUGCAGCUGGAGGCCACGGUGCUCACCACUGUUCUGGCAGUAGUCUUCCAGUUCCUCGGGGCCCAUCUCGCCCUGCAUGUGGCUGAAUACUACUGGAGCCUGGAGCUGACUGACAUGCACAUGAUCAAAAACUUGAUGUCCAGUGAGUGCAGCACGUCCUUGCUGGCCUCCUUGCUGCAGGGCUUUUUCACAGAGUGUGUGUGUGCGCUCAUUUUUAACCUCGUACACCUCUUCCUGAGACGAAGGUCUGCUUUCAUCCGGGUACCCCUCAUUGCCAUCCUCCUCACCUUCCUGGCCCACACAGCCAAAGGUUACACCGCAGCUUACAUCAACCCUUCAUUAGCCUACGGCAUGACGUUCUUUUGUCCUGGUUUCACCUUGGCAGAGUACGCCUUUGUCUACUGGCUGGCCCCUGUCAUAGGAAUGACGCUGGCUCUCCUCUUGCAUAUGGGCCACAUUCCCAGGAUAUUUGCCAAGAACGUGCUGUCCUUUCAGAAGACACGUUUCCGAGCGCCCAAAAGUGGAGCAAAAGACAAGAAAAAAUGAGCGACAUUACUUUACAUUUCAGUAUUUUAAUACAAGACGCUUCCAUGUAACAUGGUUAACAAAAAAAUACUACUAAAUGGAAAAACAUAUGGGAAAUCCAGAAACUAUUUCAGCUGGAUUUUUGCACAUUGUUUUCAAUGUUUUAAAAAUUGGACAUUUGUGUAGGACCUCGACCAAAUGAACUCAAACCACAUUAUAUUAAAUUAGUUUAGAAAUAUUUUUGAAAAAAAAAAGUUUGGCAAAAUGUAAUAAAAUGCAAAUAUGUAAUGUUAUUGAGGUAUGUUAUGUAGUGGAGGAACUUGUACUGGGUUUGGGGGAUGCAGACUGAUCAUCUGACACCUUUGUGAGAUUUUUAGCAGAAGCAUCUUGAGCUAUGAAAGAAGAAAAAAAAGUUAUUAAAAAAAUAUUUAUAGAACUAUACAAAACAUUCAAAUAAAAUCAAGUUACACAAA
Messenger RNA from Dunckerocampus dactyliophorus (ringed pipefish), 1608 nucleotides. RefSeq names its product aquaporin 12 (gene aqp12). Gene Ontology annotation, biological process: transmembrane transport. The transcript has 3 exons. Gene Ontology annotation, molecular function: channel activity. Gene Ontology annotation, cellular component: cytoplasm; membrane. NCBI's taxonomy places the organism in Eukaryota, Metazoa, Chordata, Actinopteri, Syngnathiformes, Syngnathidae. The record is from RefSeq and is a predicted model, not a curated record. Bases 320 to 1156 code for a protein of 278 amino acids.